Messenger RNA from Theobroma cacao (cacao), 414 nucleotides. NCBI's taxonomy places the organism in Eukaryota, Viridiplantae, Streptophyta, Magnoliopsida, Malvales, Malvaceae. The record is from RefSeq and is a predicted model, not a curated record.
AUGGAUGGACUUGUAAACCUGUCCAGGAAGACGUGUUCAUGUUGUGAGUUCCAAACAGAUUCACUACCAUGCAACCAUGCCAUUUCAGCAAUAAGUAAAUGCAAACAUGAAGCCAUUGAAUUCUGCGUUGACUAUUACAAGACAACUGUUUUGGUGGAGGAUUAUGCGAGGUCCAUUCGUCCGGUAGGGCAUCCUAGUGAAUGGGACAUCCCCCAUCAUGUGAAACAAAUUAUCGUCUUGCCACUACCUUGGCGAGGCCAAGUGGGAAGAUCUAGGAGGAGAAGGAUUCCAUCGGCUGGUGAAGGGAGUCGAGCGCUAAGAUGUUCGCAAUGCAAGAGGUACGGGCAUAACAGACAGAAUUGCACAUCCCCAUUUGCAGUUCCAUCCAUAAAUCCGGCACCAUCUCCAAGUUAA